AUGGAAAAGUUUGAAGAGGAGCAUAGGGUAACAGAGAAUACCCUGAAAUCUGAGAUAUUAGAUCUCAAAUGCCGCAGUAUGCGUGACAAUUUAUUGUUCCACAAAAUUCCUGAGGAAAAAGAUGAAAUCUGCGAGCAAAAGAUACUACAGUUUAUUCAAGAAAAGCUAAAAAUAGACAAUGCUACAGAAGUAAUACGUCUGCAGAGAGCGCAUCGGAUCGGUCCCUACCAAGGCGAUAAGACCCGGCCGAUUGUGGCCAAGUUCUCCGACUUCCCUGAUCGUGAGAAAGUUCGUCGGGCGGCGAAGGAACUAAAGGGAACACAGUACGGGAUCUCGGAACAGUUUCCUAAGCAGGUUGUGGAGCAGCGCCGGAAACUGGUUCCCAUCAUGCUCCAGGCCCGGAAGGACGGCAAAGAGGCUUUUAUUAAGGUCGAUAAGCUGUUUAUCAACAACCAUCUCUACCGCGGACCCUGUUAG
Messenger RNA from Mya arenaria, 477 nucleotides. RefSeq lists its product as uncharacterized. The record is from RefSeq and is a predicted model, not a curated record. NCBI's taxonomy places the organism in Eukaryota, Metazoa, Mollusca, Bivalvia, Myida, Myidae. The transcript has a single exon. Bases 1 to 477 code for a protein of 158 amino acids.